UCAUUACACAGACUUACAGAUAUAUAGAUAUUCUUUUCAAAUUAAUUAAGUGGAGAAACACAUUCCAGAUUUCACUUCAUAUAUAUUUGCUGCUGUUUGUUCACACAAUUUUUGCUGCUGUUUGUUACUCCACAGUUCACACAAUUUUUCUCAUCUCAAUUAACCAACUAGCUAGAUCAUGUGUGUUUCAUUUUGAAACAAAGUCUUAUCCCAAAUUUACUAAUCUUGGAAGAUUCAACCAAUUCUUCCAAAUUGAUUGAUUAGUUACGAUCUCAAUAUUGAAUUACCAGGAGUAAUACUUUAAUUAUCUUUCAAUCGUACAUAAUUCCAUAUUAGUUCUACCACAGUUGUCACUUAGUUUACACAGCUCAAAAUUACACUGGAAUUGAUUGAGUUCCAUUUGUGUUUUAUUUUCGCAGCAAAUUGUGAAGAGAGUUGGGAAUGGAGAGAGUGGCAUUCUUGGCGAAGGCAGCCGUGCAUAAAGCCAUAUUGUAUUCCCCAAUCAGAUACUUCAAACUCAUUGGUCCCAGCAUGCGCCCCACCUUCGAUGACUUCAACAUCGUUUUGGCUGAAAAGAUAUCAAUCCUCCGCGGCAAAGUCGGCCGGGGUGACAUCGUCAUAAUGGUUAGCCUCGAGCAAUCGAAGUUGCUAAUCAAGAGGAUCAAGGCUGUCGGGGGCGACGUCGUUUCUUAUACUCCCCCCACUAAUCGCGGUCGCGGAUAUACUGAUCUCAAGAAGACUCUUGUUGUACCAAAUGGGCAUGUUUGGGUUGAAGGGGAUAAUUUGCCCCUCAGUAGAGAUUCCAGGUCUUUCGGUGCAGUUCCUUACCGGUAUCUACGCUAUAAAGUAUUCGCUGUGAUUCAAACAAGCUGUUAG
Salvia hispanica is the source of this 876-nucleotide messenger RNA. The record is from RefSeq and is a predicted model, not a curated record. Lineage: Eukaryota; Viridiplantae; Streptophyta; Magnoliopsida; Lamiales; Lamiaceae.